AUGAAACUUCUUGUGGCCUUUAUCGGCUUUUUGACGUUGGCCGACGCCAUUUACUUCUCGUGCUCGAAAUGGGUAGGUUGGAAAAAAGUUCAUCAUUUAAAGUUUUUGGAUAGAGAAAAAAUUCCAAAUUAAAUAAAAUUUUAGUUCGGCAAAUUAGGUUGACUUUGAGCGGAAUUACACAAGAAUGAACAACAUUUGACAGAUUUUUUAAAUUUGUUAAAUGUGUCACUUAUUUAUCAACUAUAGAAACAAUCGAACUUCUAUGCGCUCUCUCGUCUUUUUUUUUUAGCUGUUCGCACGUUUCUGUGUCCUUGCUCGUGAGGGAAAAGAGAGCGCAGAUAGGUCAGACUCCUAGAAAUUUGAUAUUUCAGGACUGCCCCGCAAACUCGAUGCAAAAUUUACAUUGGUGGGGAGGAAUGAUAGUUGGCGAUGCAUUCAGAAUCCGUGCGUACGCGCAAGAUGAUAUCACGAGAAAAUAGUAUGAAUAUUUCCCAUUUUCAGUUUAGUAGAUCGCCAAAACUAACAAUUUCGGCGUUUUUUAAUAGUGUCUCCAUAAGUGUGAAAUGAGAAGACUCAAUUUAUAAUUUCAGCAUCACCAUCAAUUUUUAUGAAGGACAGUCGCCGGGGCUAUACACUACAAAUUACGUUCCUAGGAAUAUUCCCCUGAGUGUCUUGAUCAAUUUGGAAACACAAAUAACGUCUCUCAACUCUUUUACGGUGAGCGUUUUAGAGACCUUUUUGGUUUUUUCUCACUUUAUGCCGAGUUCGAAGUGAUUCUGCGAAAUUCGGAAUACCUGUUAGAGAAAGAGAAAUAUAACUGAAUAUUGGAGAGCUAGAGACCAUUUCGCAUUUCGCGGAAAUUACUUUGAACACGGCAUUACUCCCCCCUACACGACGUUUUCACGCAGUGUGCUGGAAAAAGUCGGUCGGUUUGGAAAACUAGGCCGCGCACUAAGUUUGCUCCAUGGAAAAUCGAAUUUCAGCUCGGACCUUGGUAACGCGAACGGGACGCGAGUCGGGCGUGUGGGGGAAAUUCUAGUGGCUACUUUAGUAGCCUCAACGCUCUUAAGUGGUCCCUAGAAUUGCCCAGAAACGUCCGGAGUACGUCCGUUUCGGGUUACCAAUGUCCGAGAGUUAGGCGCAGACUUGGUCUGCGCCAUUUGGGUUUAGGCUGGGUUGGAAAAAAAAGGGCGUUAUGAUAACUUUUUCUCUAAAUCAAAUAUGUUUUGAAAAACGAUUUUUAGGAUGUUUUGAAAAAAAAAACGGAAUAGCAUCAUUCGAGCCGUUUUCGAGAUACGGUAGCUCAAGGGAUUACGGUAAAAACUUUCGAAAAUAUAUCUUGUCAAAAAAUCAACGAAUCUCGAUCAAAGUUUGUCACAAGGUGCAAAAUAAUUUUAUUCAAAUUUUAAAAAUACUACAUCUCAUACGUGCUCAUUAUUGCUCAUAUUAGUGAACUUUUUUCGGAAAAAUCAAAACCAGUAUAUGACGUAGCGAACGCGGUGUUUCGGUGUUCCUCAAACAUGGGCAUAGUCUAUGUUUCCCGACUUGAAAGGCGAGGGAGGCGGGCCAAGGGGCGGGACGCCUAGCGUGUGCGUACGCGGUUCUUGGCACGUGUUCAGUUCAACCGCCAGCGAGCAUUCAGAAAGCUCAUUUAUCGUUCUUUUAACUCCUUUUUUAAUUAUUUAUUGAUUAUGUUCAAGUGUGCAUCAAAAAUAGUAGAAAAAACAGAAAAAGAGCGGUUGCCGAGCUUUUUAAUUUGUCGGCGGCGAUUGAAUUGAACUGGCGCCAAGAACCGCGCACGCACACGCUACGCGUCCCGCCCCUCGCCACGCCUCCCUCGCCUUUCAAGUCGGGAAACAUUGACUAUAAUUGAACCUUUAUUAUAAGGUCUACUAUCUUUUGAACCGUGACCUUUGCGAAACGAAGGAAUAUUUAAAUAAAAAACCAAAUGUGAUGUUUUGAACCGUAACAUUUUUUGUCGGUCAAGUUCUUUAAAGUUGCGAGAUCUUCGGAAAAUGUCGUGUUGGGUACGAUAAACUUAACCCAUGUCAAUCUACCCACCUCGCCUUUCAAGUGUCGCGAAUUGACUUUUGAUAUUUUUAAAGUUCACAUCAUCCUAUCGCAACGAAAAAAAUUAAGCUUGAACCAAAAAAAAAAAUCAAUAAAGAUAUAACUUAAAUCAAGAUAAAAAGGUGAAUCGAGAGGUUAAUACAAAUUUUAAUAGCUACCGGGUAUAGUCAAUGUUUCCCGACUUGAAAGGCGAAGGAGGCGGGGCAGGAGACGGGACGAGUUCAAUUCAACCGCCUGCGACUAUUUGGAGAGCUUUUUUAUCGCUCUUUUCAAUUCUUUUUUUUAUCAUUUAUUGAUUUUUUCAUGUGCGUAAAAAAAAAGUGAAAAAUAUAAAGAAAGAGCGGUGACCGAGCUUUUGAAUAGUCGGUGCUCAUGAAUUGAACUCGUGCCAAGAGCGCACACACUACACGUCCCGUCCCCUGCACCGCCUUCCUCACGUUUCAAGUCGAAAAACAUUGACUGUAGCAACUUUUACACUCCUGAAGAAUCCGAGCAACAGAACAUUCGAAUGAUCGCGCGUCAUCGAUUAUUAUAAAAUCAUGUUUCUCAGUAAAGCAGCCUCCCGAAGCAAUUCCCCAUGUUUAAAAUGUUUACAAUUUCUUCCACUACACAGGUUUCCGGUGGAUGGAGCAACGAAGAAGGCAAAAAAUCAUCGAUCAAGAAGGGAAGAGACUUCGAAAUUUAUAUUUUGUUUCGAAAACGUUUGUUCUGUAAUGAAAAAUGUAUGUUUUAGAGCUGGCGAACGUGGUUACGUGAUUUCCAUCAACGGAAAGUUCUUCGCCACUUACAAAUAUCCUAAAGGUUCCAAAACCUAUGGGACGUUUAUCGGAGUUCGAGGACCACUCCAGUUCCCCGGCGCCACGAAGUAAUUUUAGAAAAUUAACUGUUCGCCGGGAAAGUCCAAAAGAACCAAAAAAUAGCUUUCCGAAAAAAAAAACGCCUGAACAAAUUUCCUUGCGCCUUUUCGUAAAUUUUAAUGGGGAUGGUUAUUUCAAGAAAAAAGCCAGAAUGUAUAUCAAGCCAGAGAAGGAGGAUUAUAAAGUCUCGGGAGCUCCACCAAAAUUUCAAGAUUUUUUUUUGCGUCUCAAACUUCUUCUCAGCUUAUAGCUGCUUCGAUUUGAAACUCAGAACACUUUGAUUUUCCGAAAAAAUUGAGGAUGAAAAAAGUUAAGACGAAAAACAUGCAGUUCUGGCCAUUUUUUUCUACUGAAAACUUGGUGCAAUUCUCCCUUCUAGACAUUUUUCUCGGCUUCUCUUCGGGGAUUUUUCCAAAAAACGAAAAAGGCAUCGAAAUCGCGGCCCCAAAAAGAGAAUUCGCAGUCUUCGCGCUGGGCUAACACGGGAAGUGCAAAAGGUCGAGGUAUUGGAAUUUGAUGAGACUUGGUAUAUUGGUACUUUCGAACACCCUGAAACCAAAGAAAUUGAAAAAAAGUGCGCCUUUUCGGUUCUAGUCGAGUUGUAACGCCUCAAAGUUUGCACGCAAAAAACGCAUUGGAUGGAAAGAGGGAAUGUCUUGCGGCGGCGUGGUGUAGUGGCUAGCGGCCUUGCGCUGUGGAACCUAUGAUGAAGGUUCGAAUCCUUUUUGGCGCAUUUUUUUUUGCCAAUUUUUUUUCUUGUUAAAAUGAUGAAGUUUUACAAAUGGAUUGCAAAAAAAACGCUCAAAAUGUUUGAAUUCACCGUUUUAUGUCAUUAUGAGCAAGAUUUUCGACAAAAGAUUUUUCGUUGCCUCGUUCCUUGUGUCAGUAGACUCUUUCUUGAAAACAGUUUAAUGAAUAGAAGUUCAAAAUUGCAUGCAAUACCUUUUUUUCCUUAUUCUCCAGAAAAAUCUUGUGAUGAAAAAUUUCUUACUGGCUAUUGAGCCUGAAAAAACUACAAGACGAAAAUUUUUUUUAUCGAAAAUCUUGCUCAAAACGACAUAAAACGGUGAAAACAACAUUUUGAGAUUUUUUUUUCAAACCAUCUGUAAAACAAAAAAAUUGGGCCAAAAUGGAAUCGAACCUGCAUCAUAGGUUCCACAGCGCUAGGCCGCUAGCCACUAUACCACGCCGCCUCCUGGCAGCUAGAGUUAGCCGACGCAAGCCUCUCAGGCCAGCACUGGCAGCUUCAAUCCGCCAUAGCCUUUAGUCGUUCAUAUAGCACAGAUUGUCUAUUUCAUUUUAGGAUAUUUUUCAGUAAUGUAACUAGAGUUCUCAAAAAGUAAAUGUUGGAACGAACGUUCAAUCAAACAUUUUCCGAACAUUUGAUGAAUUCGACCAAUUAGUUAUACCACACCUUUCUGAGAAAACCGAUAAACCCUUGAUACAAAAAUUUAUAUUUUUCUGAUUUGCUCUAAACUUCACCAUGGAUAGGGUCCGCAAGCCAUUUCUUCAAAACGAUCCAAAAAAUAUGUUUUUUACACUGUUCGAUAGAGGAGACUGUCCAUUUUCAUAAUCCGUUUAGUUUUUGAAAAAAGCUCCAUUAAGAAAAAAGUUAUGGCCAAAAAACGAGCGCGCGCGGCGUUCAACUGGAGGCAAAAUCUCACGGUUUACCCGCUGCCGCACGCUUUCUUUUUUUAAAUGUUUUUUUGCGCAUUUCUGAACCGUUUUUCAAAUCGGUUUUUCUGUUCUGAGAGGUUGUCCGAACUGAGCUUCAUGUUUUGGUAUGAAUCUUUUGUACAAUCCUCAUAAGAAUUUUUGAUAAAAUAUCAAAAAACUACUUAGAAAAAAGGUCAGAAGAAAUUUUCAGCUUAUUUUUCUUUUUUCUAAUCAGAAAAAUUAUUAUCAUUUAGUUUGGAAAAAAGAAAAAAUGAAAAAUAAUGUUAUUUCGAAAUAAAACAGGAAAAUGUGCAAUUUGACUCCAAAAAACGGCUCCUGCAACAUUUAAAAGUGCGCAUCGGUGUGUUUGACGCAAACACAGCUACGAACGCUUGCACGAAUUCUUUCCAAAAUUUCAAAAAAUUGCCAUUUUUUUCGAGGUUUUCAAAGCCGUUAUUUUUUUCGCGUCGUUUGAUUUUUUUCAUAAUUUUUUUCAUUGAUAGAGUUUUUGAACGCUUAAUAACAUAAUCAUAAAUAUAGACGCGAUCCUAUUCUCUCAUGCGUCAACGAGGCAGACGAAAAAAAGGAGGUUUUGGUAAAAUUCAAAUAUAAUUUGAUUCGCUGUCCCAAUAAUUAUUUUUCAUUUUUGAAUUUUUUUGUUUGUGAGCACAUUGUGAGUUUUUUUAAAUCAAAUAAAAAAAGUAUACCAUGUCGCUGAAAAUUUUUUUCGCAUUUCAGCUUCAAAGUUUGGUGUCACUUUACAAGCUUCGAUUUUUUUCGCGUCGUUAGAUUUUUUUAAAAUUUUUUUAUUCAAAAAAAUAAAGAAAGUGUUAAUGUAUAACAUACUCAAAAUUUCGGAAGCGUUCCUCACUUGGUUUUUCAGAAACGCCACGAUUUUUGUGAAACUCGUCAGUUUUUUUCGUGUUAAAUCUUACUUUUUUUCGUUGAUUUUUUGAAAAAAAAUACAUAGUUUUAAAAAGUUUUUUUCAGUCUUGUAGAGCGUUGUCGAUUACAUAGAUUAACAGAAACAAUUUAUUUUUAAAGUUGAACUUUAGCUAGUAUAAACGCCUCAAAACCGUUUUUGCAACAAAAAAAUCGUCAUUUUGGUGGCGUGAAGAGGCGGGGCUUUGCGCCCCCUAACCAUGGACGACUUGUAAAAUUAUAAAACUUUUUGAUACAACUUUUGUGAAACUCCGCCCCUUUUUUUGGAGUACAGUGGGAAAGUUACCGUAGAAAGCUAUUUUUUCCUAGUAUAGAUUUUUCGAUUUUUGGACUUUUCGAAGCUCCAUAUUUCUGAGAAAUUUUUUGAAAAGAUGUGUAAGAUUGGUGUGGGAUUGCGUCUGCUACUUGGCGCGUUUUAACCUCAAAAUUUCCAAAAUUUUUUAUCGAAUCAUCAGCUUUUUCACGUUUUUAAACGUUGAAGUUAGUUUUGUUUUUCUGGUUUAUGUAGUUGUUGAAAACUAAGUAGCCUUUAAAAACGAAAGUUUUUUUCAAGAUUUUUUUGGAAGGUUUAUUUCAAUUUUGAAUUUAUUUCAUGUGAAAAUUAUGAAAUGUGUAAGUAAUUAUGUUAAGAACAAUCUAUUUUAUGUUUAACAGCAAAAAAGCCGAUUGAAAAACGGCUCAGAAAUGCGCACAAUGAAUUUAAAAGAAAGCGUGCGGCAGCGGCACACCUGUUCAGAACUACAGGGACCUGUCCGGUUUGCACUGCGCCUUCUCCGCUAGCCAUACUAGACCAUUUUUCACUCUUAUUUCUAUUUAUUAAAAUGAACAAGGCUAUUUUUGACAUUCAUAGAUAGAAAACUGCAGAAAAAAAAACGACUUUUUACGUACUAAAAACGGAUAACCGCUAUUGGUGUAUGCACAAUUUAAAUCUACAGUGUACCAAACAGGACGGACUGAAAAAAUGUGGCGAGUAAACCGUGAGAUUGAGCCUCCUGUUCUAGAAUUAUUCAACUGAUAACGGAAUUGGAAUCAUAUUAUCUAUAAAUUAGUUCAUUUUGCUGCAUUUUUCCGGAAAUUGCCGGUAAAUUGCCGAAAAAAAAUUCAAGAAAUUGCCGAUUUCCGGUCUUGCCGAAAAUAUCGAUUGCCGCACAGCGCUGGUACGCACAUCCCUAGAUAUAUUUGUGGACAAAUUGUGAGAGUUGCAUGGAUGCGAACUUUUUUAAAGCGGAAAACCGCUUUCCGCAAACGGAAAGAAAAAACCGCGGAAAACGUAGUCGGAAUACGGAACUUGGAGCAAGCAACGAAAUGUUUGAUAAUUUUUCUCCUAAUAUUUCAUUCAAAAGAGUCCUCUUGGCCAGUUUUAAAACAUUUUUUUUGUCAAAAUUCCAGGUCUUGUAACUUUGGUAACGUUGGAGAUCUCGGUAAACCGCAUGAAAAACAAUUGAUGACGCUUGAAGACGGACUUAUUUAUUACUUCAGUGAGUUGAACCCCUUGGAAUCGCUUGAUGCGCUCAGAAACAUUUUCUGCCAAUAGUAACUGAAAAACAGUAGAAUUUUUUUCACGGACAACUAUAGCUGAUUGACGGCUAGCUUGAGCAGUUUUGAAAAGGGCCCUGACACGAUAAGAAAAAAGAUGGCACCUGGUCGGUGGAGAGCGCAGACAAGCCCCGCCCUUUGCGUCUCAAGUUAGCCGCGAAUCGGCUAUAUCUUCAGCUCAUUAUUUAAUUAAAUUUUCUUGGUUUUGGAAACGGAUUAAAUUUGAUUUUCAAAUGUUUAGUUUUGUUUAUUUUGAUAAAUCCUAUUGAAAUGUUACACAAAGCCUCAUUCAAGGAAUAAAGAAGUAGGCUUCAUCUUUAAUAAUUUUUGAAAAGCUGACAAAAGUUUAAUAUGAAAAAUUAGUGGCAUGAAAAAAAAAAUGGGAGAAUGAACUCCGUGUGGAGUGAAACUAAAUUCUACAAAGAUUUCUAACUUUAUGUUUGUCAGCUUCUUCUAAACAUCAUUUUUUCAGAGCUUCCUACUACUGCUUAUGCUUCAGCAACACUGGAAAAAAAGCAUGGCCACGAAUAG
This is a messenger RNA of Caenorhabditis auriculariae, 7592 nucleotides long. NCBI's taxonomy places the organism in Eukaryota, Metazoa, Nematoda, Chromadorea, Rhabditida, Rhabditidae. The record is from the annotation of a GenBank genome assembly.